GGGCCGGCUUUUUCUCACGCAGCUGCGUCGCCGCCUCAGCGCCAGGCAUCUCUGCUGUGCCCUGCCGGCCUCGCUUGAUCCGGAGGUAGCUGGGGAUUCCCUCAAGAGGCGGCUUCAUGGCAUACAGUCAGGGAGGCGGCAAGAAGAAAGUCUGCUACUACUAUGACGGUGAUAUUGGGAACUAUUAUUAUGGGCAGGGACACCCAAUGAAGCCCCACAGAAUUCGUAUGACUCAUAACUUGCUGCUUAACUAUGGCUUGUACAGAAAAAUGGAAAUCUAUCGACCCCACAAAGCUACAGCAGAAGAAAUGACGAAAUACCACAGUGAUGAGUACAUCAAAUUUCUUCGCUCAAUAAGACCUGACAAUAUGUCCGAGUAUAGCAAACAGAUGCAAAGAUGUAAGUCUGAUGUUGAACUAAAUAUAAUUAAUGUUGGGGAGGAUUGUCCUGUGUUUGAUGGACUGUUUGAAUUCUGUCAGCUGUCAACUGGAGGUUCUGUUGCUGGAGCAGUAAAAUUAAACAGACAACAGACAGACAUGGCUGUCAAUUGGGCUGGAGGACUUCAUCAUGCAAAGAAAUCUGAGGCAUCUGGUUUCUGUUACGUGAAUGAUAUUGUACUUGCUAUUCUUGAAUUACUGAAGUACCACCAAAGAGUGCUCUACAUCGAUAUUGAUAUCCAUCAUGGUGAUGGUGUUGAAGAAGCAUUUUAUACAACAGAUCGUGUUAUGACUGUAUCAUUCCAUAAAUAUGGAGAAUAUUUCCCUGGCACAGGGGAUUUAAGGGACAUAGGUGCUGGAAAAGGGAAAUAUUAUGCUGUCAAUUUUCCAAUGAGAGAUGGAAUAGAUGAUGAGUCAUAUGGACAGAUAUUUAAACCUAUCAUAUCCAAAGUCAUGGAGAUGUAUCAACCUAGUGCUGUGGUUUUGCAGUGUGGGGCAGAUUCACUGUCUGGUGAUAGGCUUGGAUGUUUUAAUCUUACUGUCAAAGGUCAUGCUAAAUGUGUGGAAGUUGUAAAGACCUUCAACUUGCCUCUUCUGAUGCUUGGAGGAGGUGGAUAUACUAUACGUAAUGUUGCUCGGUGCUGGACCUACGAGACUGCUGUUGCUUUAGACUGUGAAAUUCCUAAUGAAUUGCCAUACAAUGACUACUUUGAAUAUUUUGGACCAGAUUUCAAGCUACAUAUUAGCCCAUCAAAUAUGACAAAUCAGAACACCCCUGAAUAUAUGGAAAAGAUUAAACAACGUUUAUUUGAGAACUUGCGCAUGUUGCCCCAUGCUCCUGGUGUACAGAUGCAGGCUAUUCCUGAAGAUGCUGUUCAUGAAGACAGUGGGGAUGAAGAUGCUGAAGAUCCAGACAAACGCAUUUCUAUCCGUGCCUCUGAUAAGCGAAUAGCCUGUGAUGAAGAAUUUUCAGAUUCCGAAGAUGAAGGUGAAAGUGGACGCAGAAACAUUGCAGAUCACAAGAAAAGUGCAAAGAAAGCUCGAUUAGAAGAAGACAAAAAAGAGACAGAAGACAAAAAAGCAGAUAUUAAAGAAGAAGAUAAAUCCAAGGAUAGCACUGGUGAAAAGGCUGAUACCAAAGGCACAAAGUCGGAACAGCUCAGCAAUCCUUGAGUGUAAAGCCUCACAUCAAUUAAAGGACACAAUACUAAAGUGAAAAAACUGCUAAACGGAACUUUUUCAUAUGGGAAGAGACUGUUGAUUUUCAUUUUGUACAAUUCGGCAUGGAGCGUAUUUAUUUUCAAACAACUGUUUUGUUUUUUUGGCAAGUUGUAUUGUGUGUUUCCUAAUUAUGAUGCAGAAAUUUGUUCCUUCCACCUGGCUUUAAGUAACUAUUUAAAAUGGAUGUGAGUUAUUAUGUUAAAUGUCUACUCAUCUGUUAAAAUUUGCCUUUUCCUGAACUGAUUUUACCCGUUUUGUAUCUAUAUCUUUAUUAAAAAAAUGUACUUGGCU
This is a messenger RNA of Anolis sagrei ordinatus, 1949 nucleotides long. It is a transcript of the gene HDAC2, whose product is annotated as histone deacetylase 2. Gene Ontology annotation, molecular function: histone deacetylase activity. The record is from RefSeq and is a predicted model, not a curated record. NCBI's taxonomy places the organism in Eukaryota, Metazoa, Chordata, Lepidosauria, Squamata, Anolidae. Gene Ontology annotation, biological process: negative regulation of transcription by RNA polymerase II. Gene Ontology annotation, cellular component: nucleus; NuRD complex.